CGAGGACUAGUGCUAGUGCUAGGUCCUAGCGUCCAGCCAUAAAGAUAUACUGAGUAUUAUUUUUUGUUUUUUCUGUGUUGAAAUCCAACUCAAUUCAUGGAUGUUGUGAGUCAGUUGCAGAGACAGCUUGCCGAUUUCCUAGCUCCUCUCUACCGAGAGGGUUUUGUGGACGAUCAGUUUACUCAGUUGCAAAAGCUACAAGAUGAGAGCAGCCCUGAUUUUGUGAUGGAGGUUGUGUCUCUCUUCUUUGAAGAUUGUGAAAAGCUUGUUAAUAAUAUGGCCAAAGCCCUAGAACAGCAGGUCGUGGACUUCAAACAGGUGGAUUCUCACGUUCAUCAACUGAAAGGUAGUAGUUCCAGCAUAGGUGCAGCAAGAAUUAAAAAUGUCUGCGUUGCCUUCAAAACUUUUUGUGAAGCCCAAAACCGUGAAGGGUGUUUGAGAUGUCUGCAACAAGUAAAUCAUGAGUACACGCAGUUGAAAGCCAAUCUUCAAACUCUAUUCACGCUGGAGCGACAGAUUGUGGCAGCAGGGGGUUCAGUUCCAGCUAUGCAAUAAGUAAUGUUGAUGUAACUCUUCUAUCAACACAAAUAGAAAGGUGAAAGUUAGUGUUGCAGAUACAGUUGUAAGUUCAAGCUUAUUGGAGUUCUUCAAAAUUCACAUGAUAGGAGAGUAAAUGUGAAUUGACUUUUAUAUAUCUUCUGCCACAUCGCCUACAAUUUCGGCCGCUUCUCAGUGGGUCCAAAUUUGUUGUAUCUAACUAGAAUGCCAAAGUUAUCUCUAGGCUCAUCAAACUGUUUACAAUAGCCUAAUGUGAAACCCAUUAAAUGCAUGAAGCAGAUGAAUUCCUGUAGAUAUAUAGUAAUUCAUGGAAAAAUUAAGCAUUCCAGCA
Messenger RNA from Populus nigra (black poplar), 889 nucleotides. Its product is annotated as histidine-containing phosphotransfer protein 5-like. The transcript is spliced from 6 exons. Lineage: Eukaryota; Viridiplantae; Streptophyta; Magnoliopsida; Malpighiales; Salicaceae. Bases 97 to 555 code for a protein of 152 amino acids. Gene Ontology annotation, biological process: phosphorelay signal transduction system; cytokinin-activated signaling pathway; phosphorylation. The record is from RefSeq and is a predicted model, not a curated record. Gene Ontology annotation, cellular component: nucleus; cytoplasm. Gene Ontology annotation, molecular function: histidine phosphotransfer kinase activity; protein histidine kinase binding.